AUGAUAUCGUCCACGUUUGGCCCAAGUUUGACUCGAAGAGAUACCGCGAAAUCAAGUGUUGGACAAGAAAGUACACAUGGGACUAUCCCCCCCCCUCUGACUAGUGGAGGAGGCACACUCGGACCACAAAGCGCUGGCGCAAUAUAUCAGCACAUCCAUGAUAUGGCAACGAAACGGAUAUCUACUUUGGACUAUCUUCGGAAAGCUCAUGAGGGGCGCGUAUACUGGUUUAACACAGUUCACUUUUCCCGGGCGGACCUGGGACGCAUGUCUUAUUUCGACCCUCGGAAGCUGUCUCGUCGUGCAGUCAACUACCUUUUACUGGGUUUGUCAUUGCCGCCGAUUUUGGACAUCAGUUCAACGCCUUCCGAAUUUCUGCGCGCCCUAAAUGCGCUACUACUGGAAUUUGAAGCCUUCCAGCAAGUACACCCACCUGACGGGAGUUCGUCAUCAACGCUAGCCAGAGCGCGUAUUCCACAGAUGUUCAAACGAGCAGCACACGCAGGGACGAAAGUCAGAAGAACUAGCUCGGCAACAGAGAUUGGGCUCCCCAUGCAAUCCAGCGAUCCUUCUGAUUUGAAAGCAAUGGCAGGGAAUAUCACACCAUCUGCGACAACGGCUGCGGCUGUCAGCUCAUUUCCUCAGGCAGAGUCAUCUGAACUCCUUCCAGGGGAAGAAUAUUCUUAUCUUUUAACGCCAUCACUCCCCUUCGAGCCAGAUUUCUUCGAAACUUUUGCUACCCUGUGUGAUGUUUUGAUUGAUUGCUACACUCGAUUGAUUUCUCUGGUAUCAACUCCUUCAGUAUGCACUGUCUCCCUAGGGGAAAUGUUCUCCAAAGCGGAUACAAAACUUCGAAAGAUCAUGGUGGCCGGUGUGGUGCGAGAAUUCGAAGACGCCAGUCGCAGUAGUGCCAGAAAUGAGGUGACUGGUGUCAGUCGUGUAGUUUUGGGUGGUCUUCUCGGCUGA
Messenger RNA from Aspergillus chevalieri, 966 nucleotides. RefSeq lists its product as uncharacterized. The transcript is spliced from 2 exons. Lineage: Eukaryota; Fungi; Ascomycota; Eurotiomycetes; Eurotiales; Aspergillaceae. The coding region runs from base 1 to 966 and encodes 321 amino acids. The record is from RefSeq and is a predicted model, not a curated record.